AUGUCAGGCGGUUCGAUAAAAUGCUUACAAGUUGUAGUUGCUAUAUUGUGCAUUCUGCAAUUCAUUUUAGGAGUAAUCUUCCUGAUAAUGGGUGGUGUGGGUUUAAACAAAUCGGGAUCUGGAGCGGAAACAAAAUCAGCCGCCAUUUUUCUGCUCGUCGUCGGCGGCGUCAUCGUCGUUGUCGCCCUGUUCGGCUUGUGUGGAGCGAUCAUCAAGCAUGCCUGCCUUCUCAUUUCUGUUACGAACGCCACAGGCCGCUACUUCAACGACAGCAUGACCAAGUACAAGGAGGAUGGCGCCAGCAGGAACUUCAUCGACAGCAUGCAACUCAGCGUCGGUUAA
Messenger RNA from Helobdella robusta, 342 nucleotides. RefSeq lists its product as hypothetical. Lineage: Eukaryota; Metazoa; Annelida; Clitellata; Rhynchobdellida; Glossiphoniidae. The transcript is spliced from 3 exons. The coding region runs from base 1 to 342 and encodes 113 amino acids. The record is from RefSeq and is a predicted model, not a curated record.